AUGGAUAUCGCGCCGGGGGCGACUGCGAUGGUAGCCGGAUCAAGGGCUCUACAAGUCUUGAAUCCGGAGUUGCGUGAAGUGGUCCUCAACAGUCGUAUUGAGUACGCACACCACGCGUUCCAGUGGAUGUCAACGGCCCGUAGUACUCGACUUGGUCACCUCAUCGAAACCGAGGACCGCGAGAUGCCGCUAGAUACGCUUCCACCGUGGACGGAGGAUGAGAUCUGCAUCUAUCCUAUGGUCUGGACCAAUCCGAUGACUGGUGAGAAGUCACUGCAGAUCCACGGCCAAGGUGCAUUCAACCUAUCUGAGAAACAAACCCGAUGGUGA
Molecule: messenger RNA, 330 nt
Organism: Penicillium egyptiacum
Lineage: Eukaryota; Fungi; Ascomycota; Eurotiomycetes; Eurotiales; Aspergillaceae
Source: the annotation of a GenBank genome assembly